Nicotiana tabacum (common tobacco) is the source of this 1887-nucleotide messenger RNA. RefSeq names its product glycerol-3-phosphate dehydrogenase SDP6, mitochondrial. Gene Ontology annotation, biological process: glycerol-3-phosphate metabolic process. Gene Ontology annotation, molecular function: glycerol-3-phosphate dehydrogenase (quinone) activity. Gene Ontology annotation, cellular component: mitochondrion. Lineage: Eukaryota; Viridiplantae; Streptophyta; Magnoliopsida; Solanales; Solanaceae. The record is from RefSeq and is a predicted model, not a curated record.
AUGGCCACCUCCAUUCGCCUCCGUCGUCUCGGCGCUAUCGCCGUCGUAGCCGGUGGAGCAUACACAAUUGUACGGAAUCCUUCAUUCUCAUCAAACGACCGCGGCGACAAGUCCACUGCACUCGACACCUUCCGCCGGAAAAUUGCUGAUCCUUUCGCCGUAGUUCCGUCUCGAGCCACUCAGGAAGCGGCUCUGAUCGGCUCCAGCUUGUCAAAUCCUCUCGACAUCCUUGUUGUCGGUGGCGGUGCCACCGGCUGCGGUGUCGCACUUGAUGCUGCAACGCGUGGGCUCCGUGUUGGCCUUGUCGAACGAGAUGAUUUUUCUUCUGGCACUUCUUCAAGGUCCACUAAGUUAAUUCAUGGAGGAGUUCGCUAUUUGGAGAAAGCAGUUUUCAACUUAGAUUACGGGCAGUUAAAGCUAGUUUUCCAUGCCCUAGAGGAGCGUAAACAGGUCAUUGACAAUGCUCCGCACCUUUGUCAUGCUUUACCAUGCAUGACUCCUUGUUUUGAUUGGUUUGAAGCGAUCUACUACUGGGCCGGCCUGAAAAUGUAUGAUCUGGUCGCGGGGCGACACCUACUGCAUUUGUCUAGGUAUUAUUCUGCACAAGAGUCUGUUGAAUUGUUUCCUACCCUUGCACGAAAUGGUAAAGAUAAAACUCUGAAGGGAACUGUGGUAUAUUAUGAUGGACAAAUGAACGACUCGCGCCUCAAUGUUGCAAUAGCAUGCUCUGCUGCUUUGGCUGGUGCAGCAGUGCUUAACCAUGCAGAGGUUGUAUCCCUUCUCAAAGAUGAGGGUGAUGGUAGAAUAAUUGGUGCACGUAUUCGGAACAACUUGUCAGGUAAGGAGUUUGAUGCAUAUGCAAAAGUUGUUGUUAAUGCUGCUGGGCCCUUUUGUGAUGCUGUACGGAAGUUGGCUGAUAAAGAUGCAAAACCCAUGAUCUGUCCCAGUAGUGGUGUUCAUGUUGUACUUCCUGAUUACUAUUCUCCAGACGGAAUGGGCUUAAUUGUCCCGAAAACUAAGGAUGGUCGAGUGGUUUUUAUGCUUCCAUGGUUGGGUAGAACAGUAGCUGGUACUACUGAUUCAAACACCAGCAUAACGAUGCUGCCAGAACCUCAUGAGAAUGAGAUUGAAUUCAUUUUGGAUGCCAUCUCUGAUUAUCUUAAUGUUAAGGUACGGCGUACUGAUGUCCUAUCUGCUUGGAGUGGUAUCCGCCCUCUAGCAAUUGAUCCCAAGGCAAAGAGUACAGAGAGCAUCUCCAGAGAUCAUGUUGUCGCUGAAGAGCAUCCUGGUUUGGUGACAAUUACCGGUGGAAAAUGGACUACAUAUAGAAGCAUGGCAGAAGAUGCGGUUGAUGCGGCUAUAAAAUCUGGAAAAUUGAACCCAGCGAAUAAAUGCUUGACAUACAACCUACAACUUAUAGGUGCAGAUGGAUGGGAACCUGCAUCUUUUACGAUACUUGCUCAACAGUAUGUCCGCAUGAAAAGGUCACAUGGAGGAAAGGUUGUUCCAGGAGUGAUGGACACCGCUGCUGCUAAACAUCUAUCUCAUGCAUAUGGUGUUUUGUCUGAACGAGUGGCUGCUAUAGCUCAGAACGAAAAUUUGGGAAAACGACUGGCACAUGGAUACCCUUUCUUGGAAGCUGAGGUUGCCUACUGUGCUCGGGAAGAGUACUGUGAAUCCGCUGUAGAUUUUGUAGCUAGAAGAUGUCGUCUUGCCUUCCUCGACACUGAUGCUGCACAGCGAGCACUGCCACGAAUAAUAGAGAUACUGGCUGCAGAGCACAAAUGGAACAGGUCUAGGCAGAAACAAGAGUUGCAGAAGGGAAAACAAUUUUUAGAAACUUUCAAGUCAUCAAAAAAUGCACAAUUCCAUGACGGGAAGCAUUAG